Molecule: messenger RNA, 339 nt
Organism: Drosophila ficusphila
Lineage: Eukaryota; Metazoa; Arthropoda; Insecta; Diptera; Drosophilidae
Gene: Xrcc2
Exons: 2
Coding region: 1-339 (112 amino acids)
Source: RefSeq, a predicted model, not a curated record
AUGCGCCUGUUGCGCUCCGCCGUAUUGCGAGUAUACUCGGAAGUGGAAGCAGAAGGACCAGCAGGAGCAGAGGAUCCCCCGCCAGAGGAGCUGCUGGCCGAGAUUGCCGGUGACUCUGCGUCACAUCCUGGCGUGCAAGGGGUUGCCCUGGACGCCCUGAGCGAAAUCUACAGGCUGGACUUUGCCCAGAGAGCCGAGAAGUUUUCCAGAUUCCGGGACUAUCGAUUAUGGCAAGCGCGUCUUGAGAAGCUCUGCAGGGAGGCCAUCGUCUCCGGAAUGUACACGGCGGAUUCGGCUUUCCUGGAGGACAAAUAUGGUGUACCUCUGCCUUUGGUUUAG